UUGGUUGGUCUUUUUCAAUUCUAAUUUCAAAGAUUUUCAAUUCGAAAUUCGACCCUUGAUAAAUAUGCCCUCAGGUGUUAUAGGGCAGCUGCAUAAGAAAUACUGAAUAACAAGGGAGGCUGUCGAACAUAGCCCCCCUUAAUUGUCUAUAAUAUCAGUUUGUUUAGAUUACAGCCUUUCUUGUGCCACUGCAAUUUAUUUACACAUAUUAUGUCUGUGAUAUAAAACAUUUAUGGGCUCUAAAACGUCACAAAUACAAUCAUACAGCAAUUAGUGCCGAAUUCCAAACACAGGUACCAAAGUGCCCAAGGACUUUCAUCAAUAACAACUUUACUUUCAUUUUGUAACUUGUAGUUGGCGGCUCAGAAUGAAUAUUGCUAUAUUGAAUAUAUUGAAUAUGGCAGUCACCAAUUUACGAGGAGACUUGAAGAAUAACUGGAGACAAUUUGCAUUUUUAACAAAUGUUUCAUCAGCUGUGUUUAUAUUGACAAAAAAUCUAUCUGAGAAGGAAUAUGAAUCACUUUUGUCAUGUAAAGAUGACAAAACACAUUACUAUUUUAUUAUUGACAUAAGCAGUGAAGACAAGCAGGCAAAUAAGAAAACAAUAGAGAUAGUGAAGAAAAUGUCUGAGGAACCUAAAGUUCACUUUUUGAAAACCAGUAUUAGAAAUGUAACAGAAUUAGUCAGGCAAAUACGGCAAAUAUUUGUUAAAUUUUAUGAGACUCCUGUAAGCAUUCAAGAUUUGGCUACUGCAGUCUCUAAACAUGGCAUCCAAGUAGAUGAGAAUUCUCUGGACUGUCAGAAAGCCAAAACAAAAGCCAUUUCAAUCACAAGUGAAAUAAAAAACGUAUCAGAAUUUAAGGGAAAAGCAAUGUAUCUCCAGGGAAAUCUGUGGAAAGAUUUAUCCAAAAUAGAAAAAGAGUUGUGUAGAAUGAAGAACCAAGGAAGCACUAACAUUAAUACUUAUAAAAGGGGACUGUUAAGAAAAUGUUUUGAUCUACACAGGACACAAUACCAAUGUGAGCUACCUCGUAGCAUAAGAAACUAUAUGAACUGUUUAAUGAUAAUGAACACAGUGGAAAGGGAAUAUUUUAUAAGAUGGAUGAAGUUUUACUUGGAGAUAAUAACAAGAAAUAGUCUGUCAGUAUUACAGGCUGAACACAACGAGAAGUUCAAUGAAUUGUCAAAAAAUCCAGAUGAAUUGAAUCAAUUAUACUAUAAAAUGUCUGACAGCUCUUUAGGGGUUGAUCACUUUCUCCGUGAGUUGGGCCAGUACUAUGAAGCAGAAUGUUGCAUGGUUGAUGGAAACCAAAUAAAAUCAAAUGAAAGGCAGUUCAGUAAACUACCAGGAGUAGCAGCUGAUCUCUUGUUGGAUGGCUUCCCAUUAGAACUGAUAGAUGGAGAUGCCUCCAACAUCCCUCUAAAAUGGAUAACAGAUGUUCUAAAAGAGCUAAACAAAAAGACAGAGGGAAGAUGCAGAAUGAGAGUGAUCACAGUGCUGGGAGUGCAGAGCACAGGCAAGUCCACUCUUCUGAACACCAUGUUUGGCUUGCAGUUCCCUGUGGCCAGUGGACGUUGCACACGAGGAGCCUUCAUUACUUUGAUAAAAGUGAAAGAAAACUUGCAAAAAAAACUGGGUUGUGAGUUUAUUCUGGUGAUUGACACUGAAGGUUUAAAGGCUCCCGAAAUGGCUUCUUUAGAGGACAGCUAUGAACAUGACAAUGAGCUGGCAACUCUAGUAGUUGGAUUGAGUGAUAUAACCAUAGUUAACCUGGCCAUGGAAAACAUCACAGAAAUGAAAGACAUUUUGCAGAUAGUAGUCCAUGCAUUUCUUAGAAUGAAAGAAGUUGGAAGGAAACGCAACUGCUUCCUUGUGCAUCAGAAUGUGAAUGAUGUGUCUGCUUUUCUGAAUAACAGAAUAACUAGGAACAAACUUUUAAAUGAAUUAAAUGACAUGACAUGCAUUGCAGCAAAAAUGGAGAAAAUAAAUCUGUCUUUGAAUUUUACUGAUAUUAUUACUUAUCAUCCUGACAAGCACAGCUGGUACAUCCCCGGGCUUUGGCAUGGUGUCCCGCCAAUGGCCCCAAUAAACUCUGGGUAUAGUGAAAAUAUUUUCAAGCUGAAAAAAAGCUUGAUUGAAUUAAUGAAAGAAAGCGGGUGCCCACCUCCUCAGAAUAUUGACUCUUUCAUUGAAUGGAUACAAAGUUUGUGGAAAGCUGUGAAAUAUGAGACAUUAAUUUUCAAUUUCAGAAAUAUCCUAGUUGCUGAAGCCUAUGAGCAAUUGUCUACGAAAUAUUCAGAAUUAGAAUGGAAUUUCCGCAAAAGGGUUUAUUCAUGGGUAACAGAACAAGAAAAUGUGAUAAAAAACCAACCACAAAGUAAACUAGAAUCCAUCAUGGCAGAAAUUCUAAAUAAUGAAACAAGUAAGCUAUUGGACAGACAAGAGGCCCACAUGACAGAACAGUUGAAAUAUUUUUUAGAGACAGGAAAUAAUAGAAUGUACCUUGCAGAAAGAUACAGAGCAGACUUCUUGAGCUAUGUCAAAUGUCUCAGAAAGAACCUGGAAAUUAUUAUAUCCAACAAGUGUUGGGAAGCUGUUCGAAUUCAUAGUGGGAAGCAGGAAGUUCAAAAAAUUCAGGAGUGUUGCCAGAAAUUUCUUGAAGAGAAAGUCAACCUUCAUAUGAAAAGCCAAAACUUAAAAUUACAUGACUUGAGUGACUCAGAAUUAAAGAAAGAGUUUGAGUCCAUGUGGGAUCAAAUUUUGUCAGAGUUACAGGUGGGUCGCUUAAAGAAACAAAGAGUUGACUUCGAAAUUUUAGAGCAACUUACAAAGGAAAUGAAAAACAAAGAUGGCGCUGUUCAGGAGAAACUUCAGAGUAUAAAAUCCCUAAAAGAUUAUGGACAGAAUCUUUUUGAGAUGAAUAAGAGCUAUGUUACCAUUCCUUGGUACUCGCCAAAAGGAGUCAUUGAAAAAAUCAACAAGGGCUGCUAUAAGAAGCUAAGUAAUAUUGCAAAGUCAUUAGAAUACAAUUGUCAAAGCUACGUGACAGAUAUCAUUAACACAGGAGAGGAUUACAAUGAAACAUACUGCCAGGAGCUGCUAAACAUGAUUAAUUACAAACUGAACGAUGAGGAAGUAAGAAAGCUUUACCCCAAUGUGUUGUUUGAGGUUGAUCUGAAGUUACACAUUUUAGGAAGAGCAGCCCCUCAGUUUCAGAAGAUGCAUGAUGACUUUGGAAUGAAUAAUGACCCCAAACUUCUCAUGAACAGGCUAAAGCCUCAAUAUUUCUCAAUAUUUAAGGAUAAAUUACAUCAGAAAGAUGAAUCUAAAGUCAGAGCUCAAGCUUUCUGUCAACAAUGCCUCAAGCCGUCGAUCUGUAACUACAUUUUCAAUCAACUCGGUAAAGAAAUAAUGGAUGACAUUCUGAACAAUUCUUUAACCAUCAGGUUCAACAGCCAGAAUCAUUUCCAUUUCAGUCUCCUGAAAGAACUGCUUGAAACAAACAGAUUUGAGCAAUAUUCAGAAUAUAUAGUCCACUACGAGUCAUAUGUGAAAAAGUGGAUCAUGAAGUACAUUGAAAAGAAAUAUAAAAAUUCUAAGCGGUUGGAUCAGUUGGUUAAAAAAAUUCUUUCAUCCAUCAUUAAUAAAAUACAGUCAGCUCUCAGAGACAAAAAUGUGCAAAUGAGUCAAAGUAUCACAGAAUUUUUCGAAAUGUUUCGUACAAUUCUAAACAAACACUUGGUGAUUUCAAAGAAUGCCGUGAAAGUCAUAAUUUUUCAAAACACAGCUGAUAUCAGGCUGUUUUCACACAACAUUGAUGUUCUUCUCGCCGAAAUGCAAGAACAAAUCAGAUUAGAAAUGAAGUCACUAAGCAUUGAAGUUUUACUUUCUCAACUUUUGGUAAAACCUCAUAUUGAAUUAUUCAAGAAAGUAAUUGGAUGUGGGAAGAAGUGCCCAUUUUGUAAUGUCCCUUGUGAAGCUGGAGGAGAUGCCCAUCAAGAACACUUUGCAUCUGCUCACCGGCCCAAGGGUUUAGCUGAAUACACAUUUUCAGAUAAUGCUCUUUCUAAGACAAUAUGUUCCACUGCUAUCCUAUCUAAUGGCAAAUUCAGGAAUCCAGACACAGAAGGAAAAUGGCAUCCAUAUAGAGAUUAUAGAACUGUCUAUCCCCAGUGGAUCAUACUGCCAGAGAGAAGCAUAACAUUUUCACUUUAUUGGAAGUUCGUCCUUGCGCAAUUCAAUUAUGACUUUGCAAAACUCUACCAAGCAAAUCCAGCAGAAAUCCCCGAAGAAUGGUUAACAAUAACAAAGGAACAAGCUCUUGGUAGUUUAAAAGAAAUGUACAACAUAAAAUGAAUAACAACUAAAUAAGUUAAUGACCAUGUUCCUGGGUAAGAACCAGGAGUACAUUGUUUAUUUUGUAUUAAGUUUUUUAUUGACUUAAAACUGCCUACUGCCAGUUCACUGUUUUACUAUGGCAUUUGGUGGUGUCAUUCAAACAGUUAAAGGAACAGUAACAUCAAAAAAUGAAAGUAAUAGUAAUAAAACUAUAAUGUAGUG
This is a messenger RNA of Xenopus laevis (African clawed frog), 4561 nucleotides long. RefSeq names its product interferon-induced very large GTPase 1-like. The transcript has a single exon. Bases 368 to 4357 code for a protein of 1329 amino acids. Lineage: Eukaryota; Metazoa; Chordata; Amphibia; Anura; Pipidae. The record is from RefSeq and is a predicted model, not a curated record.